Messenger RNA from Exophiala aquamarina CBS 119918, 636 nucleotides. RefSeq lists its product as uncharacterized. The transcript has 2 exons. Bases 1 to 636 code for a protein of 211 amino acids. NCBI's taxonomy places the organism in Eukaryota, Fungi, Ascomycota, Eurotiomycetes, Chaetothyriales, Herpotrichiellaceae. The record is from RefSeq and is a predicted model, not a curated record.
AUGGCUACAUGGACUGAGAAGUACCUGGCAGCCUUGCAGGCCAGAGACACAAGGGAGAAAGCCAACCUUGACCUGUACAAUUACUGCACCAAGCUGGGAGACGAAAAUGCUGAGCUCCAGGCAAAACUCAAGCAAGCGCCAGCAGAAGACCCGGACCCAGCGGUGUCCGCACCGCCGUCCCUAGUAGGGCGAGGGCUGCGCCGAGUCACUUCACCGGCAUCAGCAUCAGGCACAGCCACAGCGGCAGAACCAGCCAAUGUCACUGCACAAUUUCGCCAGGACCUGGCCAAAGCCCAACAAGAGCGUGGUGAUCUCCAAACCCGACUGGACGCCGCAUUGAGAGAGCUCGAAGCCCUCAAGGGCAGAGGCAGAGUCGACGGCAAACGCAUGCUCCAGCUGAACGCAAGCUUGUCCCAGCUCACCAUCAAAUUGAAAGACCGCGAAGAGGAACUGAGGGGCAAGGCCAAGUUGAUCGAGAAUGUCCAGGAUGAGAAUGUGACUCUGAAUCUCCAACUCAACAUGGCUGAGGAGCAGUCCGGCAAGCUGAAGAAGGAGAAUAAGGAGCUCGUGGACCGCUGGAUGGCGAGGAUGGGCAAAGAGGCCGAUAGGAUGAAUGAAGAACACAAGUUUGGCUGA